Molecule: messenger RNA, 1479 nt
Organism: Hypoxylon trugodes
Lineage: Eukaryota; Fungi; Ascomycota; Sordariomycetes; Xylariales; Hypoxylaceae
Exons: 3
Coding region: 226-1269 (347 amino acids)
Source: RefSeq, a predicted model, not a curated record
GUCCAUUCUGCAGAGGACAUCGACCGUGGAUCCUUAGGACCCAGACUUAGAAUCCGUGUUAAACAGGGUAACUCAGGGGCCCUAUCUCCGGGAUAGCCAGGUGUAUCUUCCUCCGGGGAAUUUUACUUCUACGGGGACUAGUGCAGUUUCUAUUUCAUCUCAUACCCUUCUCUCCGUCCCACCGGCCGUUUCUUCUCCCAUCUCCCCAGAGAGAACUGUAAGGAUAUGGCCCAGCAAGAAAUAGCAUACAGAACUUCUGUCAUGUCGAACGGACCUUGGAACUCCUCGCGCAGCGUCAUGUAUAGUAACAGUUCGUAUCCAGUUAGCACGCGUGAGAAUGGAUACUCGAGCUCAAGCGUGAUAUACUCGUCCGGGUCCGGUUCAGCGUACAGUUCAUCCGCCAGUACGUCGUUAGUGGGGACCAGUGGUCCAGUCGGCCGGCAUCAAUCCACGUACCCUUCAUCGCCGGUAUACAUCUCGAGAUCGCAAUCUGGGCCGUAUGGAACUGCUUCCGGGGCAGCGUAUGGCUCGUACAAUAGCACGGGUUCGCAAGGUUGGGAUGCACCAGGCAGAUACUCCCCAACGGACUCAGUUGAUGACAUUAUUACGCCUCCCAGUCUGUCAGAUUAUGGUAUGGACAACAAUAGCGGAGGCCCCGCGCCGACGGGAAAGUCAAAGAAUGGUAGCAAGGGUCGUCCUCAGAGGCGACCUUCGAACCGGGAUGAAUUCGAUGGACCACAUCAGUUUCUAGCGAGACCUCCUCCAGACUAUGUGGCGAUGCAGGAGAGGGAGUUGCCACAUCUCCCAACCAAUCUUUUGGUGCAAGAGCAGGAUAGUGUCCUGACUCAAGUCAACGAUCGACUCUCGCAGUGCGCGUUCGACUUUGUUGCAAAAUACCAAUUUCCGAUUCCUCUGACCCAGGAUAUGAGACCAGUUGAGAGACCCCAAGAUAGAGAAUGGACCGAAUGGGUUUACUUACUAAAGCGUCUUGCGACGAAGAGGAGAAUACCCGCCCGGGUACUUUAUAACGGACAAAUCAAGCAAUUUGUAACCAUUUUGGAGAAUUCUUUGGAGAUGCGACAUGCUGCCAAGCAUCAGUCGCGCCCGUUGAAGGAUGACCGUAACAUACUUCAAUUGAUCAGUGCCGGUAUCCAGGUUGCGAAAAUCCUCAAGGACGCAGCCGCAAUGGACUACCUGGACAGACUAUACGUUUCGACCGAACAACAGAUCCAGGAACGAAGUGCCGCAGCGUCGGCACGGUUCCGCUGACUGGAAAAAAAUAAAACGCCAUUGGAACACAGCCGAUGGUAACAACGUUUUUCUUCUCGGGGCUUUUCAGCGAACGAGAUUCAGCCCCCAGGGGCAGCGGGGGAGCAUUCUGGCUCGCCCCCAAAUAAUAUAUAUGUUAACCAAAGAUACAUACAUAUGUAUGUACGAAACCGCGUAUAUGUGGGAUGGAAACGAGUCACGAUUUCCCUU